This is a messenger RNA of Penicillium chermesinum, 342 nucleotides long. RefSeq lists its product as uncharacterized. The coding region runs from base 1 to 342 and encodes 113 amino acids. The transcript has a single exon. The record is from RefSeq and is a predicted model, not a curated record. Lineage: Eukaryota; Fungi; Ascomycota; Eurotiomycetes; Eurotiales; Aspergillaceae.
AUGGCCAACGCCAGCUUCCCCCGUUUCGCUCAUAACCCUCGGGUUCUGAACUCGUCUGUCGCCGAUGAGCCAGCUCCUUGGUUGACAGCCAUCAAGGACGCUGUCGUCGAGAAGCUCAACGACCGCCGCACUUCGAAUUCUAGUGCCAGUUCCACCAAGACCACAGUCCAGGAUGACAAUGCGUCAACCUACUCCGCUGCCACAACUCUGAAGGGGUCUGACGAUCAUCUCGAGAAGAAGAAGAAAUGGUUCUCCCGAAGCCACAAGUUCGAUACUGAGCAAGAAACUGCUCAGAAGGCCUUGCACACUAGGGCUGUUGCCGAUUAUAUGGCCCUGCGCUAA